GAGGGCUUUAUUCACACACUCACAGAGCAACCCCUACUCCACACACACACACACACACACACUCUGACACACUCAGCUCCUCUCUCUCACACACACACACAGUGUGAAAGCCAUGAAUGAGCUGAAGAGCAAAGCGUUUUGGAGAGCUGUGCUGGCCGAGCUGGUGGGGAUGACCCUCUUUAUCUUCCUCAGCAUCACCGCUGCCAUCGGAAACGAAAAAAACUCCAACCCGGAUCAGGAGGUCAAGGUGUCCCUGGCAUUCGGACUGGCCAUCGCCACGCUGGCUCAGAGUCUGGGCCACAUCAGCGGCGCUCACCUGAACCCGGCCGUCACCGUCGGCAUGCUGGUCAGCUGUCAGAUCAGCUUCGUCCGAGCCGCCUUCUACAUCCUCUCUCAAAUGCUGGGCGCCUCGGUGGCCAGCGGAAUCCUGAUCGGCAUCCGGCGCGAGAACAGCACAGCGCUCGGGGUCAAUGGGCUGAAUAAUAUCACUCCGCCUCAGGGGAUCGUGGUGGAGAUGCUCGCCACCUUCCAGCUGGUUCUGUGUGUGUUAGCCGCGACGGAUAAACGGCGGCGUGACGUCUCAGGUUCGGUUCCUCUCGCUAUCGGACUCUCCGUGGCUCUGGGUCACCUCACUGCCAUCAGCUUCACAGGAUGUGGAAUCAACCCGGCUCGAUCCUUCGGCCCUGCACUCAUCACCAACAACUUCGCUGACCACUGGGUUUACUGGGUGGGGCCGAUGUGCGGGGGUUUGGCCGCGGCACUCAUCUACGACUUCCUGCUUUACCCAAAGACGGCAGAUUUUCCGGACCGCAUGCGAGUUCUGGUGUCUGGACCUCCGACUGAUUACGACGUCAACGGACGAGACGACCUGCCGGCUGUGGAGAUGUCGUCGAAGUGAUGAUGAAACAUGAGUCCUGUGAUUAUUGUUCCGGUCAUUAGCCUCACGGGAGAAACAUUCCCCGAGUCCAGAAUGAGAUGGGUUUUUUAUUAUUCUGAAUUGAGUGACAUCUUAUUUUACACUUUCCCAAAAUCCUGUGAUCUGAGGUAAUUAUCUGACUAAAUUCCAAAAAACUGGAACAAUAAGCGUGAGUAGAUUUAGCAUGUUAGCAAGUCGCACGAAUUAGCAUGCAAACCAGCUAGCCACGAAAGAGAAGGAACAGUAAUAAAAAGCUUCACUCACUUCUUCAGACAGAAAUAAAGUCGAUAAAGCUGUGUUUAAAACCGCAUCAACUUCAGCUUUUUGCUAAACAGAUCAGUUCUCGAGUGUAUCACACUCUAAAUCUUACACUACCUGUAAAUAUCUCUUCUUCUUUUUCUUACAAAUUACUUUUCCUACAAAAAAAUGUUUGCUGCAGCAAAAGUGAAAUUUCAUAUUUAGUUUUAUUUUUCUUUCUUUUUUAAUUCCUGCUUUUUGUAUGUACCUGAAUUUUUUAAAAUUUCUUUAGUCUUUAGUUUUUUUUUGUAAACAGUAUUUUUUCCGUGUAAAUGAUUGAAUUGUUCUACAUUUUGUACUCGAGUAACAUGAGCACUAUAAGUUUCCUCUCCUUCACUUUUUGUACGUUAAAAUAAAUAAAAUGACCUUAAGUUACUCUUGAGUUUUGUUCAUUUUUAUUAUUUAUUAUUUAUUUGACCAAAUGAGAUAUCAUCAGAUCAUAAAGCAAAAAAAUUAAGCCUGAUGUUACACAGUUUCCUCAUAACUUUUUAGAAAUUAAUAUUAUUUUAAAAUCAGAAAGUUUAACAUUUUAACAGAUGUUAUAAAACAUCAGAAGAGCAACGUCCACUUUAUUACUCAGAUACGCAUCAGGAGCUUCAUCAGAAUGAAGUCUGAUCUCUGUGACUUUUUUGAUGUGCUGUGUAUGCUGAGUUGCUUUUCUGCUCAUCAGAGUUGAUUAUUUGAGUUACUGUAUCCUUCCUGGCAGGUUGAAUCUGAUCUGCACCAUUCUGUCUAAACUCUAGUGUGUGAACAUUCCAACCCAGAGAUUAAAAAGUUUCUGAAAUACUCCAACAUGUGGCACCAACAACCAGGCCACAGAGAUCAGACUUUUUCUUCAUUCUGAUGUUUGAUCUUGACACGUGUCUGUGUAACUGUCUACAUGUGCAGGAGUACUGGUGUUCCUAAUAAAAUGGACAGUGAGAAUGUU
Molecule: messenger RNA, 2141 nt
Organism: Hemibagrus wyckioides
Lineage: Eukaryota; Metazoa; Chordata; Actinopteri; Siluriformes; Bagridae
Product: aquaporin FA-CHIP-like
Exons: 4
Coding region: 113-898 (261 amino acids)
Biological process (GO): renal water transport; carbon dioxide transmembrane transport; hyperosmotic response
Cellular component (GO): membrane
Molecular function (GO): water channel activity; ammonium channel activity; carbon dioxide transmembrane transporter activity
Source: RefSeq, a predicted model, not a curated record